Molecule: messenger RNA, 622 nt
Organism: Phalaenopsis equestris
Lineage: Eukaryota; Viridiplantae; Streptophyta; Magnoliopsida; Asparagales; Orchidaceae
Product: single-stranded DNA-binding protein, mitochondrial-like
Biological process (GO): mitochondrial DNA replication; positive regulation of helicase activity
Cellular component (GO): mitochondrial nucleoid
Molecular function (GO): single-stranded DNA binding
Source: RefSeq, a predicted model, not a curated record
GCGGGAUCAGGAACAACCGGCGGCCGCUCGAGGACGAGGAACCGAUGCAAUACGCUGAGCGCUGUGCUGUUCAAUGGCAUCGUGUAUGCAUAUACCCGGAGCGGCUCGGAAGAAUAGCUCUCAACCAUGUAAAACCCGGAUCUCUCCUCUACUUGGAAGGAAACCUCGAGUCGAAGGUUUUUAGUGAUCCAAUUACUGGUCUUGUUAGACGUAUAAGAGAAGUAGCUAUACGGCAUGGUGGCCGCCUUGUUUUCCUCGGUAACGAUGGCGAGGCCGGGCAGCAGGAGUCUGCAGACUUGAGGAGAGCUGGUUAUUAUUAACUUCUCCUCCAGUCAUUACUAGAGCUUGGAUGACUUAGAUGCAGAGAUAUCAUCCAGUGCUGCUUAUGUUCCGCAGAAAUGACUCAACAGCAACCUGCCGGCGCUUAUUCUUCGAUGUAGAAAAGCUCGUGUAAGAACAGAUCAAAUUGGGGAUAGGACUGAAGAAGAAACAUUAUUUUCUUUUCAUGAAGGCGAUAAACCGUUUCGAUUUUCGGUUGAUGUAAGCUCAAAUGAUGAUGAUUAGAUGCAUUCGUUUAACAUGGCUAUGUUCAUUUUAGUUUUUCAUAAUUACCAUUGAUUCU